AUGACGCCCGUUCCCGCUCUGAUCGGCUCCAUCAGACGCGUGUACCAAUACCAGCGGCUUCUCCAGCAGAGACCAGAGUUCGGGCGUGUUUGGCUAGCUACUUCCGAGAGCCCUGGGCAGGAGAUACUCGUCUAUGAACAUCUGACCAAUGACUUUCAAUCUCUCAUCAGAGAAGAGCUGCACGUCACCGCCGCCAAGAAGAUCCUCGAGGCUGCCUUACAGGGGCUUGCUGAUCUACAUUCGAGAGACAUCGUGCAUCNNUUGAGUNGCAUAUACGCCACCCUAGGAAAAGUCAUUUUUGGCCUUGACGAGGAUUUCAGAAAGCAUGAAAGCCAAGGCGCCAUACCUUUCUUGAUUCAUCUACAGCGGCAAGUCUGCUAUUUCGGAGACGAACAGGGAGUCUCCGGACUUCUGAAGCAUGUAGGUGAUGACAAGGUCAGCACCGAGGUGUUGAAGGUACUGUGGGAAGAUCGAGAGGUGGAUCACAUAGACUACUUGCCAUCCUCGCAAUGGCCAGAAGUGGGAGAUGAAGUCUUUAUAGACCUCAUCCAAAAGUUGAUGAGCCUCGACCCUGCGAAGCGUAUCACGGCUCUGGAAGCUUUGGAACAUCCUUGGUUUCAUGGCACUCUCAUUGAUUGA
This is a messenger RNA of Aureobasidium uvarum, 639 nucleotides long. Lineage: Eukaryota; Fungi; Ascomycota; Dothideomycetes; Dothideales; Saccotheciaceae. The record is from the annotation of a GenBank genome assembly.